AUGGACAUCUCAAAACCAGCACAUAAGAGUCCCCCAUAUUUCACACAACUUAUCGCGGACGCUAGUUAUUCCAGCCGUGUCACGCUUGGAGACGGCCAAGUAAGGGCUGUUCACCAGCUUCAUGGGCGUGAUACUACAUCAACCGCUAGUGGAACAACCUCUACUGCGUCAGAUGCUACUACUGCUGUUUCUACUGUGGAUACCUCGUCCACCACCACAUCUGCAUUCUCUGCAACUAAAGAUUCCACGUCUACUAUUACCGCGUCUACUACCACCACGGCAACAAGUGCAACAACCAGCACUUCAACCUCCUCCCUCACUUCUUCCACGGGGGUUUCUACUACCAGUUUUACCGCAACUUCGACAGUAUCAGUUUCAAAGACUACAGUAUCCACCACUUCUAGCUCCUCCGGCACAACCAGUUCUACAAAUGCAGAGUUAGCUGCAUGGAACCACGCUGGUGAGAUACGAGCAAUCGUUAUAUUCAGCUUACUGAGUGCUGUUGCGCUUGGAACCACAUUAUACAUCUUUAUUAAAAAGAGAGUUAAUAGCAAAAAGGAACGGGCAAGCCGGCUGAGUUCGGCAGGAUCAUCGCAUUCGACCAUUCCAUUAACAACCCUGCGGAAAGAAGACUCGAAAACUAUACGGGAAUCAAUCAUGUUUUCACAAGGAGUAUGA
Messenger RNA from Talaromyces proteolyticus, 678 nucleotides. RefSeq lists its product as uncharacterized. Bases 1 to 678 code for a protein of 225 amino acids. The transcript has a single exon. The record is from RefSeq and is a predicted model, not a curated record. NCBI's taxonomy places the organism in Eukaryota, Fungi, Ascomycota, Eurotiomycetes, Eurotiales, Trichocomaceae.